AUGGCAACAUUUUUCGUGUUAACAACUGUAGCCUUAUUGGCUGGCGUGAACGCCUAUGGCAUGAAAAAGAUGAUGGGAGGUAUGGGCGGUAAAGGUGGCAUGAUGGACAUGAUGCCAAUGAAGCCUAUGAUGCCAAUGGAAAUGAUGGGUGGUAUGGGCGGUAAAGGUGGCAUGAUGGACAUGAUGCCAAUGAAACCUGAGAUGCCAAUGGAAAUGAUGGGCGGUAUGGGCGGUAAAGGUGGCAUGAUGGACAUGAUGCCAAUGAAGCCAAUGAAGCCGAUGGAAAUGAUGCCGAUGAAACCUGAGAUGCCAAUGGAAAUGAUGGGCGGUAUGGGCGGUAAAGGUGGCAUGAUGGAAAUGAUGCCAAUGAAACCAAUGAUGCCAAUGGAAAUGAUGGGUGGUAUGGGCAGUAAAGGUGGCAUGAUGGACAUGAUGCCAAUGAAACCUAAGAUGCCAAUGAAACCUGAGAUGCCAAUGGAAAUGAUGGGCGGUAUGGGCGGCAAAGGUGGCAUGAUGGAAAUGAUGCCAAUGGAAAUGAUGGGAGGUAUGGGCGGUAUGGGCGGUAAAGGUGGCAUGAUGGAAAUGAUGCCAAUGAAACCAAUGAUGGGCGGUAUGGGCGGUAAAGGUGGUAUGAUGGACAUGAUGCAAAUGAAAUCUGAGAUGCCAAUGGAAAUGAUGGGCGGUAUGGGCGGCAAAGGUGGCAUGAUGGACAUGAUGCCAAUGAAACCUGAGAUGCCAAUGGAAAUGAUGGGCGGUAUGGGCGGCAAAGGUGGCAUGAUGGAAAUGAUGCCAAUGGAAAUGAUGCCGAUGCAAAUGAUGGAAAUGAAAGAAAUGAUGGAGAUGAAAGGAAAGAUGGAAAUGAUGCCUAAAAUGAUGGAAAUGAUGCCAAUGAAAAUGAUGGAAAUGAUGAAGCCUGAUAUGCCAAUGCCAAUGGGAAUGAUGGACAUGAUGAAGCCAGAUAUGCCGAUGCCAAUGGAAAUGAUGAAAAUGAUGGAAAUGAUGAAGCCUGAUAUGCCGAUGCCAAUGAAAAUGAAAAUGAUGGAAAUGAUGAAACCUGAUAUGCCAAUGCCAAUGGGAAUGAUGGACAUGAUGAAACCUGAUAUGCCAAUGCCUAUGGGUAUGAUGGACAUGAUGAAACCUGAUAUGCCAAUGCCAAUGCCAAUGGGAAUGAUGAAAAUGAUGAAACCUGAUAUGCCAAUGCCAAUGAAAAUGAUGAAAAUGAUGGAAAUGAUGAAACCUGAUAUGCCUAUGCCAAUACCAAUGAUGGACAUGAUGAAACCUGAUAUGCCAAUGCCAAUGUCAAUGCCCAUGCCAAUGAAAAAAGGAGUAUAUUAA
This is a messenger RNA of Mytilus trossulus (common blue mussel), 1335 nucleotides long. RefSeq lists its product as uncharacterized. The record is from RefSeq and is a predicted model, not a curated record. The transcript has 2 exons. NCBI's taxonomy places the organism in Eukaryota, Metazoa, Mollusca, Bivalvia, Mytilida, Mytilidae. Bases 1 to 1335 code for a protein of 444 amino acids.